UAGCCACGCCUACUGUCAUGGCGGGAGUUGGAGAGAUUGGUGUGCAUUCUUUUAUGGAGACUAUUGAAGAGGAGAGAGUUCAUUUUCAUGUUUUGAGACUAAAGGACAGUUUUAUUUUGUGGAUUGGGACAGAGCUGAAUAUGAAAUCACUCUCAGUUGCAAUGAAAAGCAGAACAAGUGAUGAAGUAAUCUCAAGUCAGUUAUUAGGACCAACUAAUGACAUUGCUUCAACGGCAAUGGCACAAAGGCUGGCAAGGAAGACUGGUUGUCAGUGUUUUGUUAGUGUAUCACUGACUAAUCAGACAUUAAUACAAGGAGCAGAAGCAGCUCUACUUGCUGAACUAGAGUCAAAUCAAUCAUUGUUCUAUAUAUCGUGACAAAAACUGUGUUGCUUUGUCAUUUGAUCAAUUUCAAAAUUAAAACUGUCAUAAUAUUAAUGUACAGUAGAAUGAUGACUUCCAAUUGCUUAAUUGUUGCAUUUUCAUCAAUAAUAAUAAUAAUAAUAAUAAUACAGUAGAAUCAUAUCCAGUUUUAGUACAUAAUUGAUAAAGAGUA
Amphimedon queenslandica is the source of this 555-nucleotide messenger RNA. RefSeq names its product proteasome assembly chaperone 4-like. The record is from RefSeq and is a predicted model, not a curated record. Lineage: Eukaryota; Metazoa; Porifera; Demospongiae; Haplosclerida; Niphatidae. Bases 18 to 377 code for a protein of 119 amino acids. The transcript has 3 exons. Gene Ontology annotation, biological process: proteasome assembly.